AAACGGCCCAUCUUAGGCAAAGCAAGUUCUUGCAUACUUUAAAAUUGUGGCAUUAGUUGGUUCCAAAAGGCUGUAAAGAUUUGCGUCUAAAAUUGCGUCAACUUAUUCAGUGUCAAAAAAUGCGUCAAUCUUCAAACAACUUGGCACCCUACCAGUCCGUUUCAAAAACGGCAUCAAAAGUAAACUUACUACUGGAGAGUGCGCUUUUGAAAAUGAAAAAAGCGGCCAAGAAAAUCGUCAAACGCAUGCCAGGGCGGUACAUAUAAACGGUCACUAUGUUUUCAGUGACGUAUUGGGAUUUGAGUCGCUUGUAAACAGACGGACUCUUAUUCAAGUAAGUAGUGCAGGAAUCCAUGAGCUGCCGUCUUGCCGAGGAUGCAAGCGAGCAAUAUAUUUCCCGCUGAUUGACAAAGCAUAUUUUAGCAAAUCGCUUAUGAGAAAGAAAACAAGUAGCUAACAAGAGCCUUCAGGUUGUAUAAAGUCACAAUCACAGGAAGUAUAUUUGAAGCAAUAAGCAGGAACGUUAUAAACAAAAAAAAAAAGACAACAGCCAUAGUUAAUAGAGGAGAAUGGUUAUGAAGUCCGGCAAACAUCAUAGGGGCAAACAAAGAAGCAAAGAUUUAAUGUAUGUACAUUCGGCGGAGCUGAACUGUAAGUGACAGUGACAAAGAAUGUAAAUAUUUUUCCUGUUGGUAUGAAAUGCGCGUGUGCCGCUGUGCCGGGCAUUAAUUUAGUCUUUUUUUUUAUGAGCGUAUAUUAGGUUUGACAGUUGCAAUGUGUUCAUCUCAGCUCUCGAAGUUUCAAAUUUUAUUGUAAAGUUUAUUGGUUUUGAAGGACUUGAAAACCUGUAAGCACCUCUAGCCCGCAGAGGUUAGUGCACCGGUAUUUAGUUGCGGAAUACGUUCCCAUUUUUCCCACUGGGUUUUUGUGUUUUCGUAUCAGGCGGUUGCACAUUGGUUUGUUCCUUUGUUAGAAGUAAAAAACUGUUGUGUUUUGUGCAGGGUCAAGGCAUACAACAAAGGACUUUGUCAAGUUUCAUAUAAACCAUUUCGCUCUAUUAACUAUGCAACAGUGAAGAUUGAACAAAAAACAGAAGGGCCCCAAAGAUAUAUGGGAAAGACCGCUGGGUGCUAAUAUAAUUAGUGAAAUUCCACAAGUCAUUAGAUAAAACUUAUUGACCUGUCUUUAACAGCAGGAUACAUGUUUCGCUUUUUUCAGUUAAAAAAGUUGAAUGAUUGGCAGGUGCAAGAUGCUGCUGUAUUUUGCAUUGUGUCUUCUUGCGUCUUGGAGUUGCCUACCAAGGAUGGUCAGCUCCACGACUCGUGAAUAUUAUAUAGCUGCUGUGGAGAGAAAUUGGAACUACGCUCCUAGCGGACAAGACAAGAUGAAGGGAGUACCACUCGAUCAGGACAGCUAUGCAAGACCUUUCACCCUACGUGGUGCAACUAGAAUCGCAACCGAGUACAAGAAGGUGCUCUAUCGAGAAUACACCGAUGGGACCUUUGAACAAGAGAAACCCCAUCCACUGCACCUUGGCUUUUUGGGUCCAAUAAUAAAAGGCGAAGUAGGGGAUAUAAUAAAAGUCCAUUUCAAGAAUAUGGCUCACAGGCCGUUCACUGUUCACGCCCAUGGACUCUUCUACAACAAGGCCGGGGAAGGGUCCCUUUAUGCCGACCACAGCAGUGACGAGCAGCAGCGAGACGACAAAGUAGAACCUAACAACGUUUAUACAUACAAUUGGGUUGUUAACGAACAGCACGCACCCACGGAAACCGACGAGGAUUGUGUCACAAGAAUGUACCAUUCCCACGUGAUUUCUGUGAAAGACACCAACACUGGAUUGAUAGGUCCACUUCUGAUUUGUAAGCGCGGUGUUUUGGUGGAAAACAGUGACGAAAGAAAAAGUAUCGACCACGAAUUUGUUAUCCUUUUUACCGAGAUGGACGAAAACGAGAGCUGGUUGCUAGAUGAGAACAUUGAAAGCUUCUCCGACGAUCCAGUGGCUACCAAAGCUUUAAAAUUAGACGCCGGAUUUGUAGCCAGCAAUAAGAUGAAGUCCAUUAAUGGAUACAUAUACGGCAAUCUGCCGGGCCUUAGCAUGUGCCAGGGAGAUACGGUCAGCUGGCAUAUGAUUGGAAUGGGAACCUGGAGUGAUGUGCAUAACCCCUCGUUCCACGGCCACACGGUUAAGAUCAGUUCUCACCGAAGAAACACAGCAACACUCCUUCCGUCCACUUUCAUGACGGCUUACAUGAAAGCGUUGAAUCCGGGAACCUGGCUACUGAACUGCAUGAAUAGCCAGUUCUUUGACAAUGGGAUGUCGGCGCUUUUUAAUGUCACAGACUGCGGGAAAAGUGUUGACCUGCCGUCAGUUGAUGGUGGUGAAACCAGGAUCUACUGCAUCGCAGCUGAUGAGGUGAUUUGGAAUUACGGACCAAGCGGUGAAAAUAACAUUGAUGGAGCAUCGCUAACCUGGCCAAAAAGUGAAUCUGCUAAGUACUUCACCCACGCUGAUAACAGAAUAGGAGGAGAGUACAAGAAGGCAGUGUAUGUUGAGUACACAGACGAUACUUUUACUACUAAGGUGAACAGAUCGUCAAGUGAAGCCCAUUUGGGAUUCCUAGGCCCCGUGAUUCGUGCUGAAGUUGGUGACGAAAUCCAAGUGCUUUUCAAAAAUAAGGCAAGUCGUAAUUACAGCAUACACCCUCUCGGUGUAUUCUAUAAUAAAGCAAACGAAGGAGCCCAGUAUCAAGAUGGCACAACUGGGAAUGACACCGCUGAUAAUGCAAUAAUGCCAAAUGAGACGUACCUGUAUAAAUGGAUCGUGCCCGACGCAGUAGCACCAACUGAGAACGAUCCCUCGUGCCUGACUUGGAUGUACCACUCAAACGUCGACUCCACCAAGGACACCCACAGUGGACUUAUUGGCCCUCUCCUGAUUUGUAAAAAGGGAACCCUGGCUGAAAAUGGUAGACAGAUAAACAUCGAUCGUGAGUUCUUCCUCCGUUUUGCAUUAACCGACGAAGGAGUUUCCUGGUACUUAAAUGAUAAUAAGGAACUGGCUGACAAUGCUUCUGCAAUUGACGAAAAUAAUCCCGAUUUCAAGGCGAGCAACCAGAUGAGAAACAUCAAUGGGUACAUGUACGGUAAUCUGCCAGGACUGCGCGUGUGCAAAGGUGAUAAUGUAUCGUGGCAUUUUAUGGGUGGCCCCUCAAGCCAAAUGCACACAGUUUACUUCUACGGAAAUACUUUCAUUCGGAAUGGAAAUAACCACGACACACUUGGAAUUAUGGAAGGAUCAUUAGCCAGCGCUAAGAUGACCCCAGAAAACCCCGGUGUAUGGAAAUUGAUCUGUCGGACCAACAGCAACCUCAGAGGCGGAAUGAUUGCUAAGUAUAGCGUUUUAGAGGACUGUGGGAAGGCCUCUAGCGGGCAGCCAAUGAACGGGAGAAAGAGACUUUAUUACAUUGCAGCAGUUGAACAAACGUGGGAUUAUGCACCGUCUGGGAAGGAUUUAAUCGACGGAGUAAAUCUUGCAGACAGCGAGUUCGCUCCUCGUUACACUGUACCAGGCCCUCAUUUUAUCGGCCGCAAAAACAAGAAGGCUAUUUACCGGGAGUUCACUAGUGCCGAAUUUACCGAACAAAAACAACGAACUACGGAGGAAGAACAUCUGGGAAUCAUGGGACCUAUGAUUAAGGCUGAAGUGGGAGACACGAUUGAAGUAGUAUUUAAGAACUUAGCGACAAGGCAGUACUCGAUACACCCUCAUGGAAUCCUUUACAGCAAACAUGACGAGGGAUCUUCUUACAAGGACAAUACAACGGGAACCUAUGCCGCUGACGAUGCAAUUGCGCCUGGAAAAAUUUAUAAUUACAUGUGGGAGGUAUCUGAACGAGCGGGGCCUGGCCCUAAGGAUACCGCAUGCGUAACGUGGGCUUACUAUUCUGAUGUGAACCCGGUCAAAGACACCAACACCGGAUUGGUAGGACCACUGAUCAUUUGCAGAAAGGGAACACUGGACGAAAAAGGCAACAGAAAAGACGCUAAUAAAGAGUUUGCACUCCUGUUUGAUGUGUUUGAUGAGAAUAGUAACUGGUACGUUGAUGAAAACAUUAACAAAUAUAUUACUGGGGAUCCAGGAUCUCUGGACAAUCUCAAAGCAACUUUUGACUUCUGGGAAAGCAACCUCAAGGCCACCAUCAACGGAUACGUGUAUGGAAAUGUUCCCGGUUUGACGAUGUACAGCGGCGAGAAGGUUGUCUGGUAUCUCCUUCAAGUUGGGGCUUUCACUGAAAUGCAUACAGUUCAUUUUCAUGGCCAGAGCGUUUUGUAUAAAUCACUGACCUACCACCGAGGAGACGUUUACGACUUGAUGCCGGAAUCAUUCGCCACCGUUGAAAUGAUUCCUGACGCGGUUGGAAACUGGAUGCUACACUGUCACGUGAAUAUUCACUCGACUGGCGGGAUGAAGGCAUUGUUUACAGUUUUGGCUCCGAAGAGUAAGUUGUCUCGGGUGGUAAAGUGGAUUUGUUCAAAUUAUUACUUAGAUCUUUUUUUGGGAGCUGUGCAUGUCCUGGUUUGUGUGGUUAAUCUUGACCGAGUUCGUGUGUCCAGACCGAAUACACUUUAUACACGGUUUCGUUCUUCCUUUCAUCUAAUAAUUACAAGGGUGAACUAGGCCGAGGGAAAAAACAAACAAACAAACAAACAAAAAACAGGAAAAUAGAUAUCAAUAUGCUUUUUGGUAUAUUCCUUGAUUUAUAAAACUCAAUUCUAAGUUUUCGCUUAUCUCAAAUUGUACUAGACGUCCUACUUUGACAAAGAAACAAAGCAUCGGAAUUGAUACACCCGACCCGCGGAAAUACUUGUACUUUACUCCUUUAUAGUUGACAUCAGCUUAAGCAUGAACACGUUUUUUUUGUUUUCAGGUGAAUCAACUAAGAAACCUCCUCCAUCCAUUGCCGGAUGUUCAAGAAUCGGCUCUUAUUUCGCUCUGUUUUUGACGACAUUCACUCUU
Orbicella faveolata is the source of this 5020-nucleotide messenger RNA. RefSeq names its product hephaestin-like protein. Gene Ontology annotation, molecular function: signaling receptor activity; oxidoreductase activity; copper ion binding. The record is from RefSeq and is a predicted model, not a curated record. Gene Ontology annotation, cellular component: plasma membrane. NCBI's taxonomy places the organism in Eukaryota, Metazoa, Cnidaria, Anthozoa, Scleractinia, Merulinidae.